Molecule: messenger RNA, 2571 nt
Organism: Scleropages formosus (Asian bonytongue)
Lineage: Eukaryota; Metazoa; Chordata; Actinopteri; Osteoglossiformes; Osteoglossidae
Exons: 8
Coding region: 219-1760 (513 amino acids)
Source: RefSeq, a predicted model, not a curated record
GAGGAGUGUGCACAUAGAGCGCCGACAGGGAACAGAGCCGUAAGGUGGGGUGUCCUCAACUUCAGAAACUGCACUCACAGCAGCCACACCACCCGCUGGACACCAUGCUGGCAGAGGAGUGACCGCAGCCCAAGGUGGCUUUGAUCGGCCGUGAAGCGCAGAGCCAGGAUGGGCACCAAGGAGAGGUGCUGAGGACAAACAGGUAACGGAUUAUAACCAUGAGUCAGAAGAGGCGACGAGGCAGCAUGGUGUUCAGGUGGCACAAGUCCCUGGCCAUCCUUGUCCCCUGGAAGAAAGGGAAAGGGGACAUGGUGCUGGACAGUGAAGUGGUCCUCACCAAGAUGAAGCUCUUUGACAACUUUCAUGGGAGACUCUGUGGUGCUGAGGAUUCUGUCUCAACCAUAUCUAUAUCAGUCUCAGAGCAGGAUCUGUCCGAACCUGGCCAAGUUUCAGAUGGGGAUCCAAACCUUUGCCCUUCUGAACAAGCACCAUCCGACCCAAAACCUGACUAUCUGUCUGUCUUCUCGGACCCUCAGCUGCCCAGGCUGUACAAGUUUGAGUCUGAGGACUCUGGAGUGGAGAUGCCCAGUGGAGCAGACUCCCCAUCCACCCCCACAGGCUCAGAGCAGAGCUUUGUCGUUCACAGCCGGGCACCAUCCCGUGAUUCCCAGGACCUGGGCACCGAUGUUGCAGCCCCAGGUCCUAUCCUUCAGACUGAAAAGUGUCCUGCAACUGAGGAGACGAAAACACCACUUCACCCAGUAACAAAAGAGGAGGGUAAUGACUUUGGCACCCUUGAGACCAAGACAAACUUGGAGGUUAUGCAGGUGCACAUUUCCCCGAUGGAGGAGAACAUGACGAUGAAAGGACCUCAGGAUGGGCUCUUGGAGGACACCUCUGAGGACUGUGAGAACUCUAUAGUGAUGAAAGUAGCCACAGAGGAGCUGGCUGAGCAGAGCACAACAAUAAGGAACUGUAACUCCACUGAGGCUCUCAACAUGACAGAGGCAGAUCUCCAGCCACAGCCCCUGAGGAAGAGUACAACAAGUGACAGUCUUGAUGAGUACAUGGAGGAAUGCUGCAGAUUGAGUGAGGUGCACAGAGCAAAGAUCAAUCCCCUGGGUCCCAGCCUGGGCUACCUGGAACACAUCUGCCAGCUCAUUGAGAAGAUUGGGCAACUGCAGGAACACAACCUAAGGCUCCAGAGGCAGCUCAGCAGCCUUCAGAAGGAAAACAGGACCAAGAACACCAAGGAGGAGUUCUUCCUCCAGCAGUGCUGCUGUGGUGCUGCCAGCCUGACUUUCCAGGAGACAAAACUGCACUCCAGGAGUGAUUUCAGCAGCUUGACAGCUUCCAACAGUGCCCUGUCCGACUUGUCCACAAUCCCAGAAGUCACACAGCAGACUGGAAAGGCAGCCGCAACAGAGGGCGAAAGUAGAUGGUACCCACUAGUAUCCUUGAGGAGGAAGGCACUGAACAGGAGGAGCUACACAGAAGGGGAGUCCAGGUACCUAUGUGAGAGCAGUGAAGGAUUCUCUGCUACCUACAGGCGGCUGAGUGAAAUUCAGCACCCAUGGGUCAGAAUGAAAGAGUUGGUGAAGAAGACUAGGUUGAGGAACCAGAGCUCCUGCUCACUGAAGAGCUCAUGCCCACAACUAUACCGGCCUGACCUGGGACCGGUGGAGCUUCCCAGGAGAGACAGGAAUUCAAUGAUUGCGCUGGGCCAUCAAACCAAAUUGGAUUUCCUCUGGCAGCAGUAGUGUCAAACAGUCAGAAGAUGUCCCGCGUCGUGACAGGGAAGGUCCUGGAGGAGGAGAUAAAGCCAGUGUGCACAGAAAGUGGACCUAAAUGUGAGGAAAGGGAAGAUGAGGAGAAAACAGCUAAAGUUGGUUAACGCAGAGCCAAACAUGACAAGGAAGAAAGUUGUUAAAGAAAGAACAUGUAAACUAAUGGAUUUAUUGUUUUGGGUCAACAUGGAGAUUUUGGUUUGUUCCAAAUUUCUGAACAAAAUACAUUUAUAGUUUUUGUACACAGUAGAAAUAAUUCAUCUGUUACACCGGUGUUUAAUAUAGACUGCAAGUAUUUCAGAAACACUCUGGAAUCCUGUACAGAGGCCUACAAUACUCCGUACCUUCAUAUGAAAUAUGAAAUGAAAUGUAUUUCUUUCAUUAAGACCACAUUUUGCUAUUUGCUGCACCAAAGAAAGAGCCAUAGACAAGUAACUUUUCUUCUUCUGAGCCAUUAACUUUACUUAUUUAAAAGUGUAUUACAGUACCUUAAAUAGACAAAGCCAUAUAACCAAGUGUAUAAGUGAAAUCACUCCUUCCAAGUCCGUCCAUCAUAUGGUCCAAAUAUCAGAAAUUUCUUUGGCUAACAGUUUCUGACUGGCAUCGCGAUACCCCCACCUGUUUUUGGUUAGACAUGUGUGCUUCUGAUGUAGUCCAGUCCUGCAGUUCUGACACAUUUGAUGUUUAUGUUGCCUCAUUUUUCAUAAAGACUAACUCUAAAGUAUAAUAAAAGGGUGCCUGUCGGACAUCUCAUCUCACCACCUCUGACAGAGCAUUAACAUAA